Molecule: messenger RNA, 4642 nt
Organism: Neodiprion virginianus
Lineage: Eukaryota; Metazoa; Arthropoda; Insecta; Hymenoptera; Diprionidae
Gene: Antp
Product: homeotic protein antennapedia
Exons: 5
Coding region: 1027-2076 (349 amino acids)
Biological process (GO): anterior/posterior pattern specification; negative regulation of transcription by RNA polymerase II
Cellular component (GO): nucleus
Molecular function (GO): RNA polymerase II cis-regulatory region sequence-specific DNA binding; DNA-binding transcription factor activity, RNA polymerase II-specific
Source: RefSeq, a predicted model, not a curated record
UCCAUAGGUACACCUGUUCGCGGUUUUGCCGAUCCAUAUAUAACCGACGAACCAACCAACCCUCUUGUUUCUUUGGGGGAACAAAUUGAUAACGGUGAAACUGAAAUGGUCUGACGUCGCGCUCGUCGGACAUCGCGCGUUGCGUUUACGUCGCGAUCCGGAGACGGAGGAGAGUUUUUUCGCGACUUGGUGCAGGGGGUGAGGGUUGAUCCGAUCACUUUUUCCGGGGUAGGGGGCACUCGCAACGUGGCUGCCGCGACACCGAUGAUCGGCUCUCCCUUUACCCGCGUGUGCUUGUGCGGUGCCACGUGCCAAGUGCAGCCAAUAAGUGCGCGAGUGUUGGCUUCGAGUUCGGCCAAUAGGAUUACCGGAUGAUCUGGACCCGGGUUGGAUGCAGGCGGUAAUGAAGCGCUCGGAAUUUGGAGGAACUCGUGCCAGACCGUGAUUUACCUAAGAACCCCGCCGACCGGAACCUCGAACCACUCGGUAAGUGACGUUGCGACACUCGAGGGGCGGCUCGGCACCCGGUACUCGCGGAUUCCAUUUACCAUGCCGACAUGAGUCGACUCGCCCUGCGGCAGUGCUGUAAGGUGCGGCGUAGCGUCGACAGCGGCGAGCAGCACGGAACAGGAAGGAGACAUAACAACCGUCGCGUUGUCAUCGGCGCCUCCCCGAUCCAUCGUCAAGAGAGUCCGACAUCGUCGGAAUUAUCUGCCUAAUUAUCACGGAGAGGACGAAGCUUCGCUAUUAUUUAUCGCCCGGAAACGGUAGUAACGUGGUUCUAGUGCGGCCAAGAGUAGCAUCUACGCCCCUCGAAAACUCGGUGCCGUAUCGUCACCGUUCCGGAUAAGUGCGAAUGAAACCUGUACGAGUAUAUUAAAAAGUACGAGAAUCAGUGAAGUGUGCACGAAAUCCGCAUUGUAGAAAGGUAAAGUGGAAUAUCGAGUGAACGAAAUAAGGAAACGGAGCCUCAGCGGUGAUAGAGGCGCGGGUGAAAAGGUGUGGAUUUGCGGUGAUAGUGGUAGCAUGAGUUCGUACUUUGCCAAUCAGUUCGUUACUGACCUUCGCAAUGGCGGGGUCGAGCACCCCCAUCAGCACCAGCAGCACUACGGGGCUGCCGUCCAGGUGCCCCAGCAGACCCAGGGAAUGCAGCAGCAGCCUCAGCAGGCCGCCGACCCCUGCGACCCGAGCCUCCUCAGGCAGGGUGUUCCCGGUCACCACUACGGGGCGACGGCGGGACAGCAGGGCAUGCCGUACCCCAGGUUUCCACCCUACGAUCGAAUGGACAUUCGCAACGCAGCUUACUACCAGCAGCAGCAGGAGCACGCGGGGAUGGACGGCAUGGCCGGUUACAGGUCGUCGUCGCCGAGCUCGGCGAUGGGUGGGCACAUGGGGCACACGCCAACGCCGAACGGACAUCCGUCGACGCCGAUCGUCUACGCGAGCUGCAAGCUCCAGGCGGCCGCGGUCGACCACCAGGGUGGCGUCCUCGACGGACCCGACAGCCCCGACCCCCUCGUCGAGUCGCAAAUGCACCAUCAGAUGCACCCCCAGCAUCCCCACAUGCAGGCGCAGCAACCUCCGAUCCAGCAACAUCAGCAGCACAUGCAGCAGCAGCAGCACAUGAUGUACCAACAACAGCAGCAGGCCGCUCCUCAGCAGCAACAGGCCGCCAUGCACCCCCAGCAGCAGCAGCAACCUCCCCCCCAGCAUCAGGGCGUCGUCACGUCGCCCAUCGGACAGCAGCAGCAAGGAGCACCGCAGGGCACCGCCGGUGCCAACCUUCCCAGUCCGCUCUAUCCCUGGAUGAGGAGUCAGUUUGAGAGGAAACGGGGCAGGCAAACGUAUACGCGAUACCAAACAUUGGAGCUCGAGAAGGAGUUCCACUUCAAUCGGUACCUCACGAGGCGGCGACGCAUCGAGAUUGCGCACGCCCUAUGUCUUACCGAGAGGCAGAUAAAAAUCUGGUUCCAAAACAGAAGAAUGAAGUGGAAGAAGGAGAACAAGACGAAGGGCGAGCCAGGUUCCGGCGACGGCGACACGGACAUCUCGCCGCAGACCUCGCCGCAGGGUUGAACCCUGGACGCGGGUGAGCUUCCUACAGAGGUCUCUGCAUCUCUCAGGGUCGCACCUUGUCUUCAGCACUACCUCCUCCCCGAUGACCUCCAAAAUGACCCCCCCCCCCUGCCCCCCCCGACCCCACACACAGCAAUGACGCUUAUCUUGUCGUGUUAAUCAAGUUGCUCGUACCAAAAAAUGAUGUUGUAGAGAAAUGGCAGAGUUGUUUUUUUUUUUUUUUUUAUUUCUGUUUUAUUCACGUACGUACACGCGUACGUGUGUGUGCAUACGCAUAAACGCAUAUACGCGAACUCUGCGGCCGAAAUCGAAAUCGAAGUCGCAAGUCGCAAGCCGACGUAGGAGCGUGCAGAGACGUUGAGGAGAUUGUACAGAAGUAGAGGAAUUGGUGAGGCCGGAUGCGGAAAAGUGAAUAUAAAUACGCUGAUAGGGAUAUAUGCAAAGGGACAGAUGUACGAUGUACGUAUUACGGUGAUGCGCAAUGCUACGGAAAAAUACUGGAUCACAUGCUAAUCAGAACCACGUUAACCUCUAUUACGUUUAAUUGAAUAAUUUACUAAAGCCUAUAUAGAUGUAAAGAUUAUAUACCUUAAAUACGUAACUUAACGAAACCACGAUAAGACGAAGGUGGAGAUAAUGCGAAGGGAUAGAAAGGACAGAAACACUCGCACACUCACACACACGCAGACCGACGCACGCGCGCGCAGGCGAUAAUUGUAAAAUUUAGAAAGCGUUUAUUAUUAUUUAUUAUUCUCUUGUACACGUCGGAUGUGUUGCGUUAUAUACAUUAUAUAUAUGCGAAGUUACAGCGAUUAGGAUUUAAUAGCGUAACAGUAGAAAACACGGUUUAAUCCCCUGUAACUUACAUAAAUCUUUAUUACGUAGCGGUAUGUAUGAUUCAUAUAUAGGCAGUUUAGAAUUUAGAUUGUUUAGAUAGCUCCCUUAUACGUUUAUUAUACCGCGGUGCUGGCUCGGCAAGGGUGGGAAAUACACGCGACGUGCCAAGUACGAUUUUUUUGUCUUCGUAAAACGAGAGAAUGAAAAUUGAAACGAUUUUAAAUUCACGUUACGGGCAAGAAGUACCUACAAUAUUUACGUACGUAAAGGAAAAAUGUGAAAUUUAAUGGAAAUUUUAUAUAAAUGAAAGAAAGUAAAAAAAAAAAAAAAAAGAAAAAUCUGUCAAGAGAACUCAGCUAAAAAGUUGAUAGUAAAAAGAAAGAAGAAGCACGCGAAAAAUAUAUAUUGAACAAAAUUGAACCGUCAAAUCAAACGUCUCGGAAAUCGGGCGAACUUAUUUAAUUAUUGUACAGUAAUUUUAACGAGACUUACGUUAUAUUAUAUAAUAUAGUAGUACAACGUACGCGCGGAAGUUGCAGUAUUGUCAUAGUGCUCUGUAAUCGAGAAAAUCAAACCCCCGGUGCAACGGUGAUAAAUUUGCUAUUGCAUGCCCGAACCCUCAAACGGUUGAAGUUCGUUCGUUGCUUUGAGCAUCUUGAAUCUGUCUUCACUUUCCGCGCACUUACGAUCGGAAGGGAGGGCGAUAGAAAAAGAGAAAACAAGCGAAAAAUAAUGAGACUCAAACCGUAUGGUUUAAGCGUCGAAGCGGAUUGCAAACGGCUGUUAGAAAUUUUCCGGGUUGUGUAAAAUAGCGGAAAACCUAAGAACUAAGCAGAAACUGUUGUAAAGCGACUCAUCUUUCCUUCCCAACGUCAUCGCGAGGGCGGUUCAUCGAAUGUACCUAUAUAAAUGAGAAUUUCGUUGAGGAGCUGCAACCCGAUUUUGACAACUUCAUUUCACACGGAAAGACAAUUGCUCGGCCGCAUCAGUACGGUUUAAUUCUACUGCUACUAUGCGCUACUACGACUACUCUUACAACUACUACACUACUACUAUUACUACUACUCUUACAUCUACUACUACUACUACUACUACUACUACUACUACUACUACUACUAUUAUUAUUAUUAUUAUUAUUACUACUACUACUACCCAAUUGAUUCUGAUAUUACUAGAAGUGUAGCCAACUUAUGCGUUAUACCCAGUAUCUCGCAGAACGCGUGAACAGGAUAUUGGGUUGAUCUCGAAAGUGAGUUUAUAUAGUGAGUUUAAACGGUAGGUGUGUAUAGGAUGUAUAUAUACACGGAUAUAUGAUGUAACACGCGCGUAAUAACAGCUGCAGUGUUCUGUACAUAUUGAAUGAAAGGAAUUUGAGAUUAUUCGUUUUUAAAACUAUUUAAUACGAGGAGAGAACGAUUAAUUUACGGUGGAAAAAGAAAUUUUUUGGUAUAAUUAAGUAUUAUGGUUAAGUACCUUUACCUUAUAUUAUACAUACAUUACCCUAUUUAAAAAAAAAAAAAAAAAAAAAAAAAGAAAAAAAAAUCAGAGAAAGAAAGAUGAAAAAUUAUUAAAUUCACCCUGCUCCGCGGACGUGAGGCCAAGUUACCAGUGAAAUAGCAUGUAGUAAGAAUUAUUAUUGCGUUAUUACGAUUUUCAAAUACAGUGCAGUUCGUUCAUUUUGUGGAACCGGUAAACUCAAAUUUGCAGAUUUCUGAAGGAUAUCAUUAAA